Messenger RNA from Parastagonospora nodorum SN15, 462 nucleotides. RefSeq lists its product as hypothetical. The record is from RefSeq and is a predicted model, not a curated record. NCBI's taxonomy places the organism in Eukaryota, Fungi, Ascomycota, Dothideomycetes, Pleosporales, Phaeosphaeriaceae. The transcript has 2 exons. The coding region runs from base 1 to 462 and encodes 153 amino acids.
AUGGCGACCGCCGUUGAGACCACGGAGAUCCCGCAGCCCCAGCAAAUAAACAGCAGUGUGAAUGCAGCUGGCCGCAUGAAGGAGACCCGCAGCACGCACGAACUACUGCAGCGCGAGGCUUGCGGAGACCCACCACGAACCCCAUCCCCGGGCUUUGCUUGUCUCGAAGGGGCAAAAGACUUCCCCUGCACGAGCCCGCCUAAACCGCAAUCAGGUCUUUGCGGCACGGCACAGUCCCCCCCGGUUGCCACGGCUGACGCCUCCAAUCAAUCCAAACCUCACCUCCUGCAUUUCCUGCAUUUCUUCCCAUUGGCCAGACAAGAGGAAACGUUUUGCACACUUGCUGCACCUGUGCGGUUACGGCACCAACCUCCAAGAAACGCAUGUAAUCACAGGGAGCAACGUCCAAUCUACAGCCUGCCGUAUAUGAGUACGUGCGUUCGGUCGUCGCAUACGCGCUAG